Messenger RNA from Delphinapterus leucas (beluga whale), 2413 nucleotides. RefSeq names its product myelin basic protein (gene MBP). Gene Ontology annotation, cellular component: compact myelin; cell periphery; internode region of axon. The record is from RefSeq and is a predicted model, not a curated record. Gene Ontology annotation, molecular function: structural constituent of myelin sheath. Lineage: Eukaryota; Metazoa; Chordata; Mammalia; Artiodactyla; Monodontidae. Gene Ontology annotation, biological process: myelination.
GCGCCCUCGUCCUGGGAGCGGCGAGCGCAGCACGCAUCUGAAGACCUCGAAGGCUCAGGAUGGGGAACCACGCAGGGAAGCGAGACUUAGGUGCCGAGAAGGGAAAUAAGGAUGGUGGAACUAACGGAGGAGAAUCUGAAAAAAAGAGAAACCUUUGUGACCUUUCCCGGGAGACCUCAGAAGACAGUGACGUGUUUGAUGUGGACCAGAACAAUGGGACCCCCUUGCAGGACACAGCGGUGACAGACUCCAAGCGCACAGCGGGCCCAAAGAAUGCCUGGCCGGGUGCCAACCCAGCUGACCCCGGGGGCCGCCCCCAUUUGAUCCGCCUCUUUUCCCGAGAUGCCCCAGGGAGGGAGGACAACACCUUCAAAGACCGGCCCUCAGAGUCAGACGAGCUCCAGACCAUCCAAGAAGACAGCGCAGCUGCUCCCGAGGGCCUGGAUGUGAUGGCGGCUCAGAAGAGACCCUCCCAGAGGUCGAAGUACCUGGCCUCGGCAAGCACCAUGGACCACGCCAGGCACGGCUUCCUCCCCAGACACAGGGACACGGGCAUCCUCGACUCCCUCGGCCGCUUCUUUGGCGCGGACAGGGGUGCACCCAAGCGGGGCUCAGGCAAGGUCCCGUGGCUCAAGCAGAGCGGGAACCCUCUACCCCCUCAUGCCCGCAGCCCGCCCGGGCUGUGCAACGUGCACCAGGAUGGACACCACGCGGCCAGAGCCACCCACUAUGGCUCCCUGCCCCAGAAGGCGCAGCACGGGCGGCCCCAAGAUGAAAACCCCGUAGUGCACUUCUUCAAGAACAUCGUGACACCUCGCACACCUCCUCCAUCACAAGGAAAGGGGCGAGGACUGUCCCUCAGCAGAUUUAGCUGGGGAGCCGAGGGCCAGAAGCCAGGAUUCGGUUACGGGGGCAGAGCUUCCGACUACAAAUCGGGUCACAAGGGCCUCAAGGGGCAUGACGCCCAGGGCACGCUUUCCAAAAUCUUCAAGCUGGGAGGACGAGACGGCCGUUCGGGGUCCCCAAUGGCGAGACGCUGAAGCCCUGCCCCGUGUCCCGGAAUCCCGUCCGUCCCCAGCUUCUUAACACAACUGCCUGGAAGUUAACCGCGAGCCGUAGAUCCCUAACGUAGCCGCUGCCCCCUAACCCUGGCGACAGCGCACAGCAGGCCCCGCGCGCGGCCUGCCGGCUUCUGGCCGGCCGCCCCUCUGUCGCCUCGCCCUUGGAAAUCAGUGACGUCCCCCGAGAGCCGGGGCCGGCGACCCUCUCCCGUCGCCGGCCCCCGUCCCGCGAUGGCCCGGGGCGCGGCCCUGGGGACCACCGAGCGGGGCGCGCAGACCGUGCGGCUCCGAGCUUCCUUUGGUUUCUUUCCCGGCCUCCGCCGCUCACCCCGCGAAGCCUUUCCCCUUCUAACCGAUCGGCUGGGCGCGGAGCGGCUUGGCGGCGGGCGCUUUGGUACGUGACAGGCGGGCGGGCAGCGGGGACUGUUCCGCGUGGUGGCCGCGGCUCACACACCCGGAUGAGCCGGAUCGGCGCGGGCGGAGAGGGCGCGCGGGGGCAGAGUCGGGCCGGGCUCUUCUGGGAAACCGGGCGGCGACGGCACAGGCUCGGCGGGCAGCAGAGCGGCCUCGCCACGACCGGUUUCCACCCGAGCCCGGCGGCCGGCCGGGAGGUGGCGCAGCUCGGGGCGGUGGCAGGAGUUUCCGGGGAGCCUCGCGGUGGCAGGCUGGUCACCGUGAGCGCGAAGGUGACAGGUGGCGUAGCUCAGCACGGCGGUGCACACGGCAAACACUAAUCUCUCCCCCCCACGCCCCCCGCGGAAACGUAACCGUCCCGCCCGCUUCCUCCAGGAAACCCACUGACGACGAGUACGCUGGCCUUUCCCGAAUCGCCAGCCGAGCACGUGGGGAUGGGCAGAGGUCCUCCAAUCCCGCUGUUUCCUAACGCGAGCUGACAUCUCCUGCGCUCCCCCCGCUCCCCGUAACCUACUGAUUCCCGCCUUUUGAGUUCAGCAUCUCUCCCACAAGCCCUCCAAGGAGCCCCGCACACCGGCGUCAGCCCCCCUAGGAUGGAGAUGAGGACCUACUCAACAUAACGCCCAAACGCGACUCUAAUCCCCUUCUAAUUUUGAAUGUUUCGUGUGGGUUUAAUAUAAUGUCUAUUAAUAUAUAGCCUCAAUGAUGAGAGGAUAAGAAAAAAAAAAAAGGAAGAAAAUUUACGAAACAAAACCUCCAAAUUGCUAUACACACACACACACACACACACACACACACACACUCUGCAUCUUUGAGCUGACUGUUGACUGAGUGACCUCCAUUCGUGGCUACACGCAACAGCAAGAGCUGUGACCCUGGGUCUCGUGGAAAGUAUGCACUGUUCUUGAAUACUGAAAUAAAAUACACUUUUAAUGAUA